GCGCAAGCUUUGUGCAGCGCGCUUGCGCAGUGUGGAGGACGAUGCCGCUAUAAAGGCUUGUUUUGCUCCGGGUCCGAUGUUCGCGUGCGAGCCCGGGCGGUCCGCUCUCCCUUGGGGAGGUUGGUGUGCAGAAAUUCUGCAGUGAGAGGAGGAGUGUGAGCUCUGGUACCCCACUUGGUGAAGAUGAAGGAUAUUGACAUGGGAAAGGAGUACAUCAUCCCCAGUCCUGGGUACAGAAGUGUCAGGGAGAGAAGCAGUGCAGCUGGGCCACACAGAGACCGUGAGGAAUCCAGGUUCCAGAGAUCAAGACCGUUGGAAUGCCAAGAUGCCCUAGAAACAGCAGCCCGAGUUGAGGGCCUUCCCCUGGAUGUCUCCGUGCAUUCUCACCUCCGAAUUCUGGACGAGGAGCAUACCAAGGGAAAGUACCACCAUGGCUUGAGUGCCCUGAAGCCCUUCCGGACCACUUCCAAGCACGAGCACCCAGUUGACAAUGCUGGACUUUUCUCCUUCAUGACGUUUUCAUGGCUCUCUCCUCUGGCCCGUGUGGUGUACAAGAAGGGGGAGCUGUUAAUGGAGGACGUGUGGCCUUUGUCCAAGUAUGAGUCUUCUGAUGUGAACUGCAGAAGACUGGAGAGACUGUGGCAAGAAGAGCUGAAUGAAGUGGGGCCCGCCGCCGCCUCCCUGCGAAGGGUUGUGUGGAUCUUUUGCCGCACCAGGCUCAUCCUGUCCAUCAUGUGCCUGAUGAUCACGCAGUUGGCUGGCUUCAGUGGACCAGCCUUCAUGGUGAAACACCUCUUGGAGUACACCCAGGCAACAGAGUCUAACCUGCAGUACAGCUUGCUGUUAGUCCUAGGCCUCUUUCUGACAGAAGUUGUACGCUCCUGGUCACUUGCGCUGACUUGGGCAUUGAACUAUCGAACUGGCGUCCGGUUGCGGGGGGCUAUCCUGACUAUGGCAUUCAAGAAGAUCCUGAAGUUAAAGAACAUUAAAGAAAAGUCUCUGGGUGAGCUCAUCAAUAUCUGCUCCAAUGACGGGCAGAGGAUGUUUGAGGCGGCCGCUGUGGGCAGCUUGCUGGCCGGAGGACCUGUUGUUGCCAUCUUGGGCAUGAUUUAUAAUGUAAUCAUUCUGGGACCAACAGGCUUCCUGGGAUCAGCUGUUUUUAUCCUCUUUUAUCCGGCCAUGAUGUUCGUGUCGCGGCUUACUGCGUAUUUCAGGAGAAAGUGUGUAGCUGCCACAGAUGACCGUGUCCAGAAGAUGAAUGAAGUUCUCACCUACAUUAAAUUUAUUAAAAUGUAUGCCUGGGUCAAGGCAUUUUCUCAGAGUGUCCAAAAAAUCCGAGAGGAGGAGCGUCGGAUACUGGAAAAAGCAGGGUACUUUCAGAGCAUCACCGUUGGAGUGGCCCCCAUCGUGGUGGUGAUCGCCAGUGUGGUGACAUUCUCUGUUCACAUGAGCCUGGGCUUCCACCUGACAGCUGCGCAGGCCUUCACAGUGGUGACUGUCUUCAAUUCCAUGACUUUUGCUUUAAAAGUCACACCAUUCUCUGUGAAGUCCCUCUCUGAAGCAUCCGUUGCUGUUGACAGAUUUAAGAGUUUGUUUCUAAUGGAAGAGGUUCACAUGAUAACCAACAAACCGGCCAGUCCUCACAUCAAGAUAGAGAUGAAAAAUGCCACCUUGGCAUGGGACUCCUCCCACUCCAGUAUUCAGAACUCGCCCAAGCUGACCCCCAAAAUGAAAAAAGACAAGAGGGCUACCAGGGGCAAGAAAGAAAAGUCGAGGCAGCUGCAACACACUGAGCACCAGGCGGUGCUGGCAGAGCAGAAAGGACACCUCCUUCUGGAUAGUGAUGAGCGGCCCAGUCCGGAAGAGGAAGAAGGCAAGCAAAUCCAUACAGGGAGCCCGCGCCUGCAGAGGACGCUGUACAGCAUCGACCUGGAAGUUGAAGAGGGCAAGCUGGUUGGAAUCUGCGGCAGUGUGGGGAGUGGAAAAACCUCUCUCAUUUCAGCCAUCUUAGGCCAGAUGACACUUCUAGAGGGCAGCAUUGCAGUCAGUGGGACCUUUGCUUAUGUGGCCCAGCAGGCUUGGAUCCUCAAUGCCACUCUGAGAGACAACAUUCUCUUUGGCAAGGAGUUUGAUGAAGAAAGAUACAACUCAGUGCUGAACAGCUGCUGCCUGCGGCCUGACUUGGCUAUUCUCCCCAACAGCGACCUGACCGAGAUUGGAGAGCGAGGAGCCAACCUGAGUGGUGGACAGCGCCAGAGAAUCAGCCUUGCUCGGGCCUUGUAUAGUGACAGAAGCAUCUACAUCCUGGAUGACCCCCUUAGUGCCUUAGAUGCCCACGUAGGCAACCACAUCUUCAACAGUGCUAUCCGGAAGCACCUCAAGUCGAAGACAGUUCUGUUUGUUACACACCAGUUACAGUACCUCGUGGACUGUGAUGAAGUGAUCUUCAUGAGAGAAGGCUGUAUUACAGAAAGAGGUACCCAUGAGGAGCUGAUGAACUUAAACGGAGAUUACGCUGCUAUUUUUAAUAACCUGUUGCUGGGAGAGACACCCCCGGUUGAGAUUAAUUCAAAAAAGGAAGCUAGUGGUUCACAGAAGAAAUCACAAGACAAGGGCCCCAAACCAGGGUCAGUGAAGAAGGAGAAGGCAGUGAAAUCAGAGGAAGGGCAGCUUGUGCAGGUGGAAGAGAAAGGGCAAGGCUCGGUGCCUUGGUCAGUCUAUGGUGUCUACAUCCAGGCAGCAGGGGGCCCUUUGGCUUUCCUGGUCAUCAUGGUCCUCUUCAUGCUGAAUGUGGGCAGCACUGCCUUCAGCACUUGGUGGUUGAGCUACUGGAUCAAGCAAGGAAGUGGGAACACCACAGUAUUUCAAGGGAAUAGAAGCUCUGUGAGUGACAGCAUGAAGGACAAUCCGUACAUGCAGUACUAUGCCAGCAUCUACGCCCUCUCCAUGGCAGUCAUGCUGAUCUUGAAAGCCAUCCGAGGAGUUGUCUUUGUCAAGGGCACACUGAGAGCCUCCUCCCGGCUCCAUGAUGAGCUCUUCCGAAGGAUCCUUAGGAGCCCCAUGAAGUUUUUUGACACCACUCCAACAGGAAGGAUUCUCAACAGGUUUUCCAAAGACAUGGAUGAAGUGGAUGUGCGCCUGCCGUUCCAGGCCGAGAUGUUCAUCCAGAACGUGAUCUUGGUGUUCUUCUGUGUCGGGAUGAUCGCAGGAGUCUUCCCAUGGUUCCUCGUGUCAGUGGGGCCUCUGCUCAUUCUCUUCUCAGUUCUGCACAUCGUCUCCAGGGUCCUGAUUCGUGAGCUGAAGCGCCUGGACAACAUCACACAGUCUCCUUUCCUCUCACACAUCACGUCCAGCAUACAGGGCCUCGCCACUAUCCACGCCUAUAACAAAGGGCAGGAAUUUCUACACAGGUAUCAGGAGCUACUGGAUGACAACCAAGCUCCCUUUUUCUUGUUCACUUGCGCAAUGAGGUGGCUGGCAGUGCGGCUGGACCUCAUCAGCAUUGCCCUGAUCACCACCACUGGGUUGAUGAUUGUCCUCAUGCAUGGGAAGAUUCCUCCAGCCUACGCCGGCCUUGCCAUCUCCUAUGCCGUGCAGUUAACAGGACUGUUCCAGUUUACAGUUAGACUGGCAUCCGAGACAGAAGCCCGAUUCACUUCAGUGGAGAGGAUCAACCACUACAUAAAGACUCUGUCUUUGGAAGCACCUGCGAGAAUCAAGAACAAGGCUCCUCCCCCAGACUGGCCCCAGGAGGGAGAAGUAACCUUUGAGAAUGCGGAAAUGCGAUACCGAGAAAAUCUUCCGCUGGUCCUUAAGAAAGUGUCCUUCACCAUCAAGCCCAAGGAAAAGAUUGGCAUCGUGGGGCGCACGGGGUCAGGGAAGUCCUCUCUGGGGAUGGCGCUCUUCCGUCUGGUGGAGUUAUCCGGAGGCUGCAUCAAGAUUGAUGGAGUGAGAAUCAGUGACAUCGGCCUGGCUGACCUCCGAAGCAAACUGUCCAUCAUUCCUCAGGAGCCCGUUCUGUUCAGCGGCACUAUUGCCCAGCUACCUCUGAAACUUGAAUCUGAAGUGAUGGAGAAUGGGGACAACUUCUCGGUUGGCGAACGGCAGCUGUUGUGCAUCGCCAGGGCCCUGCUGCGUCACUGUAAGAUUCUGAUUUUAGAUGAAGCCACUGCUGCUAUGGACACAGAGACGGACUUACUGAUUCAAGAGACCAUCCGGGAAGCAUUUGCAGACUGCACCAUGCUGACCAUUGCCCAUCGCCUGCACACAGUUCUGGGCUCUGAUAGGAUUAUGGUGCUGGCCCAGGGACAGGUGGUGGAGUUCGACACCCCAUCGGUCCUUCUGUCCAACGACAGCUCAAGGUUCUAUGCCAUGUUUGCUGCUGCAGAGAACAAGGUGGCUGUCAAGGGCUGACUCAGGCCAUCCGUGAGGUCUCUCCUCAGAAUGUCGCCAUUCUCUUCCUGGUUUGGACCCCUCAUCCUGUCCUGCUGAAACCUUGCCUUUCCCGGUUUUAUCUCUCACACAACAGUUCAGGAUUAGCGGUGUGUUUCACUUUUAGGGAAAAUCAUAUUUUGAUUAUUGUAUUUAUUCCCUAUUCAUGUAAAUGAAAUUUAGUUUUUGUUCUUAAUUGCACUCUUAAGAGGUUCAGGGAACCAUUACUAUAAAUGUAUCAGUGGCCUAUAAUGAAGCUUUAUAUGUGUAGCUAUGUCUAUAUAUAAUUCUGUAAAUAUCCUAUGUUUACAGGAAAAAUGUAAGCAGUUUAUUUUCUAUUAAAGCAAGCACUGCGCUACGGGCAGUGCACAUUCAUUUCUAUCAUUUUGUACAGCCGACUGCACUAGAGAUCUCGUUUUUGCUCUUAGCUGUUGAAAGUCAGUGUUUCGUUCUCUAGCUGCUCGGUUCACGGUGCUGGGCUUUCUAGGUGUCCAGAGGACACGCGACAGCAGUGAGCCCUCCCGGCCUGCUCCUUGGACUUCCCAGUGGGAACCCAGUGCAGCUGAGCUGUGGGAGGCCUUGCAGAGCACCGUGGCUUCUCAGGGCUCCUGCUUUCCUGUGCUGUCACUUCCUGUUUCUGUUAGAGCGUUGGGGCAAAGCCCGCCCCCUUUCCCUCUCAGGAAUGAGAACCAUAGCAUUCCUCAGAGGGGAGAGCUUCCUUCUGCCUUCCUCCCUCUGCUGUUGUUUUUAAAGAUCCAGACUGCUCCCAGUGUCCCAUGCUUCAGGUUCCUAGCGCUGGCCACCACAGAGCUCUCCCAGCUCUAGGGUCCACUGCUGCUGUUGUAGGUGGCAUUUUCUUUUGCCUGAGCCCACACCUCCAGAGUUCGGUGACAGGGCUCAGGAUUGUGGGGUCCGCCCUUCCUCGCGACAGUGUCCGCUGCAAAGUCUGCGGCCCUCAGCAGCUCUUGUUAGCCAGUGUCCUCACUGGUGUAGAAGUUUUUUGUACUGUAAAGAGACCUACCUCAGGUUGCUGAUUGCUGUGUGGUUUGGUGUGUUCCUGCAGACCCCCUUUGUGCUCUGGGGCCCGUAGCUUGGGUGGGUGUGGUCGCCACUGUCAUCAGUCAAGUGGUCAGCGUUGCAUGUCGUGACCAACUGGACAUUCUGUCGCCUUAGCAUGUUUGCUAAACACCUUAUGAAAGCAAAAAUCUGAAAAAGUGAAUAAAAUUAUUUU
Messenger RNA from Microtus ochrogaster (prairie vole), 5662 nucleotides. Lineage: Eukaryota; Metazoa; Chordata; Mammalia; Rodentia; Cricetidae. The record is from RefSeq and is a predicted model, not a curated record.